AUGGAACGUCGUCUGGAUAAUCCCAUUCACCGUAUCCUCCAGCCGGUCGACCGAGAAUCGCUCCGCCACGCCCGGCACGUGUUGCAGUUCCGGCAAGGCGAGGACUACCUUGGAGAUCUCGGUGAGAAUCUCCCUCCUCGCCUCGGGCAUAGUGAAGAGGAAUCCGUUCUUCGCGUCGUGCAACGCGCAGAGCGGGUUGCAGAAGGCGUUCACGGCGAGCUUCUCCAGCUGGAUCUGGAGAACGUCCGUGUAGCUAGUUUGGAGAAGGUAGUUCGAUGGGAUGGUCGAGGAGGAGGAAGAGGAGGAGUCUACACCUAUCGCGUUUUCACGCGGCACGCAGCCGAUGGCCGUCGCCGCGAAUCCGGUAUGAGUGAUGUUGAAUGGGCAGUUGAGUGUCACGCCGUGGGAGAUGACGCCGAUGAGAUAGUUGGGACGGGUCUGCGGGUCUCUGAAGAGAUGCGCAUUGACUUUCUCGAUCAUGCCGGCGCCGUUCUGGAGGAAGAGGAUGUUGGACUAUGCUGCUCGAUACCAAAGGCCAUCAUCAUGCAAGGUCUCCAAGCUGUAGCCCGUCGAGCUGAUAUGCUCGCCUUCCAUGGUCUGCAGCAGUAUCCGACUGCCGUUUUUGCGGUACGAGUCCAGAAGGGAUCUCCGAUGCGCGAGAAGAGUGAUAGAUGGGCCAUUGGGGAUUUCAGACACCGAAUGGGCGGCAAACGUGCCGAUGCUGCCCAGUCCAAGUACAUGGACUCGACCUGGUCGGGAUUGUGUUUGCUGAGAGGAGGAAAGGGUGGUGAUUGA
Rasamsonia emersonii CBS 393.64 is the source of this 795-nucleotide messenger RNA. RefSeq lists its product as uncharacterized. The transcript is spliced from 3 exons. The coding region runs from base 1 to 795 and encodes 264 amino acids. NCBI's taxonomy places the organism in Eukaryota, Fungi, Ascomycota, Eurotiomycetes, Eurotiales, Trichocomaceae. The record is from RefSeq and is a predicted model, not a curated record.